Molecule: messenger RNA, 2247 nt
Organism: Odobenus rosmarus divergens (Pacific walrus)
Lineage: Eukaryota; Metazoa; Chordata; Mammalia; Carnivora; Odobenidae
Product: UDP-glucuronosyltransferase 2A3-like
Exons: 6
Coding region: 1-2082 (693 amino acids)
Molecular function (GO): UDP-glycosyltransferase activity
Source: RefSeq, a predicted model, not a curated record
AUGUUAAACAAGAACAUUCUGCUGUUAUCUCUUACAAUUAGUCUUUUAGGAAUCACUCUUGGUGGGAAUGUUCUGAUUUGGCCAAUGGAAGGGAGUCAUUGGCUGAACAUUAAGAUACUUAUAGAUGAGUUGAUUAAAAAGGAGCAUAACGUGACUGUCUUAGUUGCCUCUGGUGCACUUUUCAUCUCACCAACCUCUAACCCAUCUCUAAUAUUUGAAAUAUAUGAGGUGCCCUUUGGCAAAGAAAGAAUAGAAGGAGUCAUCAAGGACUUUGUUUUGACAUGGAUGGAAAAUAGGCCAUCUCCUUCAACCAUUUGGAGAUUCUAUCAGGAGAUAGCCAGAGUCAUCAAGAACUUUCACAUACUGUCUAGAGAAAUCUGUGAUGGUGUUCUCAAAAACCAAAAGCUGAUGGACAAGCUGAAGAAAAACAGAUUUGACAUCCUGAUAUCAGAUCCAGUAUUUCCCUGUGGUGAUAUAGUAGCUUUAAAAUUGGGAAUUCCAUUUAUGUACUCCUUGAGGUUUUCUCCAGCUUCCACAGUGGAAAAGCAUUGUGGGAAGGUACCAUUCCCUCCUUCCUAUGUUCCUGCUAUAUUAUCAGAACUCACCGACCAGAUGUCUUUCACUGACAGAGUAAGAAAUUUCAUCUCCUACCAUCUGCAGGACUACAUGUUUGACACUCUUUGGAAAUCAUGGGAUUCCUACUAUAGUGAAGCUCUGGGUAGCCAUUGGUUAAAUAUUAAGAUCAUUCUAGAGGAGCUGAUUCAAAGAAAUCACAAUGUGACUGUACUGGCUUCAUCAACAGCUCUAUUCAUCAACUUUAAUCCUGAUUCUCCUGUGAAUUUGGAGGUGAUACCUGUCUCCUAUUUGAAGAGCAAUAUAGAAUCCGUAAUUGAACACGUGAUAAAGCUGUGGCUAGACCACAGACCAACUCCUCUCACACUCUGGACUUUCUAUAAAGAACUAGGAAAAUUUCUAGAUACUUCUUUUCGAAUCAAUAUACAAAUCUGUGAUGGAGUAUUAAACAACCCCAAGUUAAUGGCAAAACUUCAGAAAGGUGGUUUUGAUGUGUUGGUAGCAGACCCAGUAACUCUCUGUGGGGACCUCCUUGCUCUGAAAUUAGGAAUUCCAUUUGUGUACACAUUGAGGUUCUCUCCAGCCUCCACAGUUGAGAGACACUGUGGGAAAAUCCCAGCACCUGCCUCCUAUGUACCUGCAGCUUUGUCGGAGCUCACUGACCAGAUGACCUUUGGUGAGAGGGUUAAAAAUAUUAUCUCUUAUUCUCUGCAAGACUACAUAUUUCAGUCCUACUGGGGAGAAUGGAAUUCUUACUACAGCAAAGUUCUAGGAAGACCCACUACAUUAUGUGAGAUUAUGGGAAAAGCAGAAAUUUGGCUAAUUCGGACAUAUUGGGAUUUUGAGUUUCCUCGUCCAUACUUACCCAAUUUUGAGUUUGUAGGAGGGUUGCAUUGUAAACCUGCCAAACCAUUACCUAAGGUUUUAUGGAGAUACAAAGGAAAGAAACCAGCCACAUUAGGAGCCAAUACUCGACUCUAUGAUUGGAUACCCCAGAAUGAUCUUCUUGGUCAUCCCAAAACAAAAGCUUUUAUCACUCAUGGUGGAACCAAUGGGAUCUAUGAAGCUAUUUAUCAUGGGAUUCCUAUGGUGGGAGUUCCUAUGUUUGCUGAUCAACCUGAUAACAUCGCUCACAUGAAGGCCAAAGGAGCAGCUGUGGAGGUGAACAUAAACACAAUGACCAGUGAAGAUCUGCUCAGUGCCUUGAGAACAGUCAUUAAUGAACCUUCUUAUAAAGAGAAUGCUAUGAGGUUAUCAAAGAUUCACCAUGAUCAGCCUGUGAAGCCCCUGGAUCGAGCAGUCUUCUGGAUUGAGUUUGUCAUGCGCCACAAAGGAGCCAAGCACCUGCGGCCAGCUGCCCACAACCUCACCUGGUUCCAGUACCACUCUUUGGAUGUGAUUGGGUUCCUGCUGGCCUGUGUGGCAACUGCUAUAUUCUUGGUCACAAAAUGUUGUUUGUUCUCUUGUCGAAAAUUUUGUAAAACAGGAAAGAAGAAAAAGAGGGAAUAGAUCUUUCUAAGUUUGGCAAAGUCCUUAAUGGGCAAUCCUGUUCAUUCUAGCCACAGUGACCUUAAUGAAAACAGAUUAUCUCCAUCCUGUUUUCAAAAUUCCCAUUCCUCUACCUUAGCCUAGCGAUAAAGCCUAGAAUUCAACAUGAUCAUUAAUUAGUGAACA